Messenger RNA from Octodon degus (degu), 7908 nucleotides. RefSeq names its product stabilin 1 (gene Stab1). Bases 67 to 7779 code for a protein of 2570 amino acids. Gene Ontology annotation, biological process: cell adhesion. Gene Ontology annotation, molecular function: hyaluronic acid binding; calcium ion binding. The transcript is spliced from 69 exons. NCBI's taxonomy places the organism in Eukaryota, Metazoa, Chordata, Mammalia, Rodentia, Octodontidae. The record is from RefSeq and is a predicted model, not a curated record.
CCUGCGCCUGGAUCUCGGAGUUCACUCCUCAGUGGCGCUUCUGUCCUGGACAGCAGGCGGCCAGCCAUGGCAGAGCCCAGGGGCCGCCUCCUGCUCUGCCUCCUAGCCUUCUGGCUGUCAGGCUCCAGCUUCAUCUGGGGACAGAAGGUGCGGUCCAAGCACUGCGAUGUGAAGACCAAGUUCAUCACUCACACACCCUGUACCUCGUGCGCUGUCAAGAAGUGGAUGUGUCCUUCAGGCUGGCUUCUUCAGCGUUUCCCAGAGAAGAAAUCCCAGAACUGCCGCUACGAGGUGCACCUAGGGGACUCGCUGUUGUCCAUGAGUGGCUGCAGCAUGGAGUGCUGGAAGGAUGUGGUGCAGAAGGCCUGUUGCCCUGGCUACUGGGGCUCCCAGUGCUAUGAGUGCCCCGGGGGUGCUGAGGCCCCAUGCAAUGGCCAUGGGACCUGCUUGGAUGGCAUGGCUGGGAACGGGACCUGUGUGUGCCAGGAGAACUUCAGUGGCUCAGCCUGCCAGGAAUGCCGAGACCCCCGCCGGUUUGGAGCCAACUGCCAGAUGGAGUGCAGUUGUGUGCAUGGCGUGUGCAGCAGUGGACCACGGGGGGAUGGAAGCUGCCUGUGCUUUGCUGGGUACACUGGACCCCGCUGCAACCAAGAGCUGCCUGCCUGCCAGGCCCUGAAAUGUCCCCCAAACUCUCAGUGCUCCCCAGAGGCUCUUGCCUGUAGGUGCCUGCCUGGCUACACCCUGCAGGACAGCAGAUGCCUAGCUCCUGACCCCUGCCAGUCGUCACCCUGUUCCCCGAUCGCCCGCUGCUCAGUGAGUCAUGAGGGACAGGCUGAGUGUCACUGCCCUGAGAACUAUCAUGGUGAUGGGAAGGUGUGUCUGCCCUGGGACCCAUGCACCACCAACUUUGGUGGCUGCCCCCGCAACUCUACCACGUGCUUGUACCAGAGGCCAGGCAAGGCUAUUUGCUCGUGUCAACCAGGCCUGGUCAGUAUCAACCGCAAUGCCUCCGCGGGCUGCAUUGCCUACUGCUUCUCCCACUCCUGCGACAAGUCAGCCACUUGCCAAGUGACUCCCGAAGGGAGGACCAGGUGUCUGUGCAAGAAGGGUGAGGUAGGGGAUGGGCGUGCCUGCUACGGACACCUGCUUCAUGAAGUGCAGAAGGCCAAUGAGAUAGGCACGCUGUUCCAGCGGCUGAGGACUGCCAUCACCAUGCUGGAGCAGGGCUGCCCGGAGAUCCUCACCACCUCAGGCCCGUUCACCGUCCUGGUGUCCUCUACCUCCACAUCCUCCAGCUCCUCCCAGAGCAUGAACGUGUCACUCUUCCAGCAGCUCUGCAGACAGCAUAUCAUUGCGGGCCAGCACAUCCUGGAGGACGGGGGGACCCCGAGGACAUACACAUGGUGGACACUGGCCGGCCAGGAGAUAACUGUCACCUUCAGCCGCUUGAGGUACACCUACAAGUACAAGGACCAGCCCCAGCAGACGUUCAUAGUUCAGAAGGCCAACAACAUCGCUUCCAAUGGUGUCUUCCACGUGGUCACUUCCCUGAGGUGGCAGCUCCCACCUGCGCUCCCAGGGGACCCCAAGCAAACUGUUGCCCAGAUCCUCGCCUCUAACGAGGUCUUCAGCCGGUUUGAAACCAUUCUGGAGAACUGUGGGCUGCCCUCCAUCCUGGAUGGGCCUGGGCCCUUCACAGUCUUUGCUCCAAGCAACGAGGCUGUGGACAGCCUGCGAGACGGCCGUCUGAUCUACCUCUUCACAGGAGGUCUCUCCAAGCUGCAGGAGCUGGUGAGGUACCACAUCUACAGCCGUGGCCAGCUGACUGUUGACAAGCUCAUUUCCAAGGGGCGGGUCCUCACCAUGGCAAACCAGGCCCUGGCUGUGAAUAUCUCAGAUGAGGGACGCAUCCUGCUGGGACCCGAGAGCACCCCUCUGCGGCGGGUGGACGUGCUGGCAGCCAACGGUGUCAUCCACAUGCUGGAGGGCAUCCUGCUGCCCCCCACCAUCCUGCCCAUCCUGCCCAAGCACUGUGGCGAGAAGCAGCACAAGAUUGUGACGGGCUCCUGUGUGGACUGUCAUGUCCUGAACACCAGCGUGUGCCCCCCAAACAGUGUGAAGCUGGACAUCUUCCCCAAGGAGUGCAUCUACACCCCCAACUCUGUCGGGGUCAACCUGUUGAAGAAGGGCUGUGCAUACUACUGCAACCAGACCAUCACGAAAUUUGGCUGUUGCAAAGGGUUUUUUGGGCCUGACUGUGCACAGUGUCCUGGGGGGUUCUCCAACCCCUGCUAUGGCAAAGGCAAUUGCAGUGAUGGGAUCCAGGGCAGUGGGGCCUGCCACUGCUUCCCAGACUUCAAGGGCAUUGCCUGCCAUAUCUGCUCCAACCCAAACAAGCAUGGAGACCAGUGUCAGGAGGACUGUGGCUGUGUUCAUGGACUGUGUGACAACCGCCCGGGCAGUGGGGGUGUGUGUCAGCAGGGCACAUGUGCCCCUGGCUUCAGAGGCCGCUUCUGCAACGAGACUGUGAGGGACUGUGGCUCUGCGGGGCUGGCUCAGCUCUGCCACGUUCAUGCCCGCUGCAUCAGCCAGGAUGGCGUCUCCAGGUGUGUCUGCCUCGAUGGCUUCGAGGGAGAUGGCUCCUCCUGCACACGCCGCAACCCAUGCUCACAGCCAGACCGCGGUGGCUGCUCAGAGAAUGCUGAGUGUGUCCCUGGGGACCAGGGGACCCACAGCUGCACAUGCCACAAAGGCUGGAGUGGGGACGGCCGGGUCUGUGUGGCCAUUGAUGAAUGUGGGCUGGACACUCACGGAGGCUGCCACGCCAACGCUACCUGCAGCUAUGUGGGCCCCGGGCAGAGCCGGUGCGUCUGCAAGCUGGGCUUCGCCGGGGAUGGCUAUGAGUGCAGUCCCAUUGACCCUUGCCGGGCAGGCAACGGUGGCUGCCAUGACCUGGCCACCUGCAAGGCAGUAGGAGGCGGUCAACGAGUCUGUAUAUGUCCCCCUCAUUUUGGGGGUGAUGGCUUCAGUUGCUACGGUGGCAUCAUCCGGGAACUGGAGGCAAAUGCCCACUUCUCCACCUUCUACCAGUGGUUCAAGGAUGCUGGUAUCACCCUUCCUGCUAACAGUACAGUCACAGUCCUGGUGCCUUCUGAGUCCGCCAUCCGCAGGCUGAGCCCCGAGAACAAGGCUUUCUGGCUGCAGCCGAAGAUGCUGCCAUACCUGGUCAGGGCCCAUUUUCUCCAGGGCACCCUCUCUGAGGAGGACCUGGCCCGACGAGGUGGGCAGGAUGUGGCCACGCUGAACCCCACUGUGAACUGGAAGAUUCGCAACAUCACGGGGAGGGUCUGGGUGCAGAAUGCCAGCGUGGAUGUGGCUGACCUCCUUGCCAUCAAUGGUGUCCUACAUGUCAUCAACCAGGUCUUGCUGCCUCCACGAGGGGCUGUGAAGGUUGGGCUGGGGGUGCUGCAGCAGCUGGAUCAGGUGCCUACCUUCCGCCUCUUCAGGGAGCUGCUUCAGCACCACAGCCUGGUGUCCCAGAUCGAGGCUGCCACCGCCUAUACCAUCUUCGUGCCCACAAACCAAUCUCUGGAGGCCCAGGGCAACAGCAGCAGGCUGGAUGCAGACACGGUGCGACACCACGUGAUCCUGGGGGAGGCGCUGUCCGUGGAAGCCCUACAGAGGGGGGGACACCGCAACUCUAUGCUGGGUCCUGUGCACUGGCUUGUUUUCUACAACCACAGUGGCCAGCCUGAGGUGAACCACAUGCCGCUGGAAGGUCCCCUGCUGGAGGGUCCUGGCUACUCACUGUUUGGCCUGUCUGGGGUCCUGACUGUGGGUUCAAGCCGCUGCCUGCACAGCCACGCGGAGGCCCUGAGGGAAAAAUGCAUAAACUGCACCCGGAAAUUCCGCUGCACUCAGGGCUUCCAGCUGCAGGCCACGCCCAGGAAGAGCUGUGUUUACAGGUCAGGCCUUUCCUUCUCCCGGGGCUGUUCCUACACUUGCGUCAAGAAGAUCCAGGUGCCCGACUGCUGUCCUGGGUAUUUUGGCAUACUGUGUGAGCCAUGCCCUGGAGGCCUGGGAGGUGUGUGCUCAGGCCACGGGCAGUGCCAGGACAGGCUCCUGGGCAACGGGGAGUGCCGCUGCCAAGAGGGCUUCCACGGAGCAGCCUGUGAGAUGUGUGAGCUGGGCCGCUAUGGACCCAACUGCACGGGAGUAUGCGACUGUGCCCACGGACUCUGCCAGGAGGGGCUGCGAGGGGAUGGAAGCUGUGUCUGCAAUGUGGGGUGGCAGGGUCUCCGCUGUGACCAGAACAUCACUGGCCCUCAGUGUGAGAAGAAAUGCAACCCCAAUGCCAACUGCAUACAGAGCUCGGCUGGAGUCCCCGUCUGUGUCUGCGCCGCAGGAUACUCUGGCAAUGGCAGCUACUGCUCAGAGGUGGACCCCUGUGCCCAUGGCCAUGGGGGCUGCUCCCCCCAUGCCAACUGCACCAAGGUGGCACCGGGGCAACGGACAUGCACCUGCCAGGAUGGCUACACAGGCGAUGGGGAACUGUGCCAAGAGAUUAACAGCUGUCUCAUCCACAACGGGGGCUGCCAUGUGCAUGCCGAAUGCAUCCCCACAGGCCCCAGGCAGGUGUCUUGCAGCUGCCACGAGGGUUACAGUGGAGAUGGCAUGCGGUCCUGUGAGCUUCUGGACCCCUGCUCCAAGAACAAUGGAGGCUGCAGCCCUUAUGCUGCAUGCAAAAGCACAGGGGAUGGCCAGAGAACGUGCACCUGUGACACAACCCAUACUGUGGGAGAUGGCUUCACCUGCCGCACUCGUGUUGGCUUGGAGCUCCUCCGGGACAGCCACGCCUUGUUCUUCAGCCUCCACCUGCUGGAAUACAGGGAGCUCAAGGGCGAUGGGCCCUUCACAAUCUUCGUGCCUCAUGCAGAUCUGAUGACCAACCUGUCGCAAGAUGAGCUGGCUCGGAUUCGGGCUAAUCGCCAGCUGGUGUUUCGCUAUCACGUGGUCGGCUGCCGGGCGCUGCGGAGCCAGGAUCUGCUGUACCAGGGCUACGCCACCGCGCUGUCAGGGCACUCGCUGCGGUUCAGCGAGAGGGAGGGCAACAUUUACAUCAACGACUUCGCCCGGGUGGUGAGCAGCGACCACGAAGCGGUGAACGGCGUCCUGCACUUCGUCGACCGCGUCCUGCUGCCGCCAGAUGUACUGCACUGGGAGCCUGAAGCCACUGCCACGCCCCGGAGAAAUGUCACCAACGCCGCCGAGGGAUUUGGUUACAAGAUCUUCAGCCGUCUAGUGAAGCUGGCCGGCCUCCUGCCCAUGCUCCGAGAUGCGGUCCAUAGGCCCCUCACAAUGCUGUGGCCCACCGACUCUGCACUGCAGGCCCUGUCCCUUGAUCGGCAGGCCUGGCUGUACCAUGAGGACCACCGGGACAAGCUGGCAGCCAUUCUCCGUGGCCAUGUGAUUCGCAAUAUGGAGGUCUUGGCAUCUGACCUGCCCAACCUGGGGCCACUCCGAACCAUGCAUGGGACCCCCAUCUCCUUCUCCUGCAGCCGGGAUAGGCCUGGCGAGCUCGUGGUGGGUGAAAAUGAGGCACGAAUUGUACAACGGUACCUGGCCUUUGAGGGUGGCCUGGCCUACGGCAUUGACCAGCUGCUGGAGCCACCUGGCCUGGGUGCUCGCUGUGAUCGCUUUGAGACCCGGCCACUGCAACUGAAGAUCUGCAGCCUCUGUGGGCUGGAGCCACCCUGCCCUGCAGGCUCACGGGAGGAGGGCAGCCCUGAGGCCUGUUGGCGCUACCCAAAGUUGUGGAUAAACGCUCCACUGCGCCCCAUGUUCGGCAGUAUUUGGGGACGGCCUAGCUACUGGGGCCAGCCUCGAAGCCUGGGCAGUGGCUGCCAGCGCUCCUGCGUCACUUCUGUUUGGAAGCCUAACUGCUGUCCUGGUCACUAUGGCAGUGAGUGCCGAGCUUGCCCUGGUGGCCCCAGCAGCCCCUGUAGUAACCACGGCAUGUGCCUGGAUGGCAUGAGUGGCAGUGGACAGUGUAGAUGUCACGUGGGUUUUGCUGGGACAGCCUGUGAACUCUGCGCCCCAGGUGCCUUUGGACCCCAGUGUCAAGUCUGCCACUGCAGCCCCCACAGCCGCUGUGAUGAGGGCCUUGGGGGCUCUGGCUUCUGCUUCUGUGAUGAAGGCUGGACUGGGCCACACUGUGAGGUGCAGCUGGAAUUGCAGCCUGUAUGUACCCCACCCUGUGCACCCCAGGCCAUGUGCCGUGUGGGUAACAGCUGCGAGUGUAGCCUGGGCUACGAAGGUGAUGGCCGUGUGUGCACAGUGGCAGACCUGUGCCAGAAUGGGCAUGGCGGCUGUAGUGAGCAUGCCAGCUGCAGCCAGGUAGGCACAGCGGUCAACUGUACCUGCCUGGCCGACUAUGAGGGUGACGGCUGGAGCUGCCGGGCCCGCAACCCCUGUGCAGACAGCCACCGGGGGGGUUGCAGCGAGCAUGCCGACUGCCUGUACACCGGCCCGAACACCCGGCGCUGUCAGUGCCAUGAGGGCUACGUGGGCGAUGGACUACAGUGUCUGGAAGCAGCGGAGCCCCCCGUGGACCGCUGUCUGGCCUGGCCGUCCCCCUGCCAUUUGGCUGCUGAGUGCACGGACCUGCAUUUCCAGGAAUGGUGCGCUGGCGUCUUCCACCUCCAGGCCCCCAGUGGCCCCUAUGGCCUGAACUUCUCCGAGGCUGAGGCAGCAUGUGAGGCCCAGGGGGCUGUCCUCGCCUCAUUCUCUCAGCUCUCGGCUGCCCAGCAGCUGGGCUUCCACCUCUGCCUCACGGGCUGGCUGGCCAACGGCUCUGCUGCCUAUCCUGCUGCGUUCCCUGCAGCAGACUGUGGCAACGGUCGGAUAGGUGUGAUCAGCCUCGGCAUCCGGAAGAACCUCUCGGAGCGCUGGGACGCCUACUGCUACCGUGUGCUGGAUGUGGCUUGCCGAUGUCGGGAUGGCUUUGUGGGUGACGGGAUCAGCACGUGUAAUGGGAAGCUGCUUGACGUCCUGGCUACCACUGCCAACUUCUCCAUCUUUUAUGGGAUGCUGCUGGACUAUGCCAAUGCCACCAAGCGAGGCCUGGACUUCCUGGAUUUCCUGAAUGAUGAGCUCACCUACAAGACACUCUUUGUCCCUGUCAAUGAGGCCUUUGUGGGCAACAUGACGCUGAGCGGCCGAGACCUUGAGCUACAUGCAUCCAAUACCACCUUCCUGAGCACAAAUGCCAGCCGGGGCACCCUGCUUCCUGCCCACUCGGGUCUCAGCCUUGUCAUCAGUGAUGUGGGCCCUGACAAUGGCUCUUGGGUUCCUGUGGCUCCAGGGACAGUGGUGGUUAGGCAUGUCAUCAUGUGGGACAUCAUUGCUUUCAAUGGCAUCAUCCACACUCUGGCCAGCCCCCUCUUGACACCCCCACAGGCUGAGGCAGUUACGGCACCAGAGAGCCUCCCCAUAGCAACAAGUGUGGGGGCCGUGGUAGCCACUGGAGUGCUGCUCAGUCUGGUGGCCGGAGCCCUGUAUCUCCGACUGAGAGGAAAGCCCACGGGCUUUGGCUUCUCCAUCUUCCAGGCAGAGGAUGAUGCUGCUGAUGACUUCACCCCAUGGCAAGAAGGGACCCCAACCCUUGUCUCCGUCCCCAACCCUGUUUUUGGCAGCCAUGAUGCCUUUUGUGAGCCCUUUGAUGACUCGCUCCUGGAGGAUGACUUCCCCGACACGCAGAGGAUCCUUGCUGUCCAAUGAGGGGCUGACGUCACAGCAGAGCCACAUGGGAAGCAACCACUUUUAUUGCUCAUCUGGACAAAUGGCUGGUGUGGGUGGGACAGGAGGGAGUGGGGGUCUGUCCUGGACAAUAAAGGUACCCUCAGCGGA